CGCUAUACCAUGUCAUUUACCAGUAUAAAUAAAAACAUGAAGGAUCAAGAAAUAUUUGUAAUACGGAGUAAUAAACUCUCGGGAAAGUAUAAACCCAAAUUGGGGUUCCCUAUUUAAAGCACAAGCAGUACUGUAGAAGUCUUGUGGAAAGCAAGAAAGGGGAGAGAGCGAAAGUGAUUUUAUUUCACAAAAAAAUUCGACGGAACCCUUGUGCAAAUCUGUGAUAAUAGAAAACAAACUAUAUUCCACCUCUACAGCGAUUGCGAUUACUCAGAAACUCGCCGACGAAUUCGGAGUUAUUCUUUAACAAUGUCAUCUUCUUGUCCGAUUAGCAGGCGUUUCUUCAAGGUCAUGGUGCCUGGUUUCCACUCUAAACUUACAAUUCCAUUAGCUUUUUGUCUGGAGCUAAAAGGGGAUAAAUCAGAAAAGGGGAGUAUAACAAAGGGCAAGGAUACAUGGAGUGUUGAAAUUGGUCGAUCCAAGAAGGGUAUUAUCUGGUUUGAUAAAGGUUGGGAAGAAUUUGUGCAAAAUCAUAACCUAAGAAUUGGAGAUUUUGCUGUGUUUGAGCACUUGGGUAAUAUGAAUUUCAGUGUUACCCUUCUUGAUUCAACUGGCUGUGAUAAAAAGUUGUUGAUGUUGGAAAAUGCCGAACAAGUACCUUCCCAAGGGAAAAAUGUGAAAUCUGCUCAGUGUGGAAUAGAGAAAAGGAAACUUGAAGGAGAUCAACCUCACUAUCAAUGCAUGAAAGGAAGUUCUGAGUUUAUGGCUAGAAUAAAGGAAUAUAACGUCAGAAAACGUUCUCCUUAUAUGCAUAUACCCACAGAAUUUUGUCAGUCGAAUGCACUCUUUCAGAAUACGACCAUAAUGUUGACAGGUCCAUCGGGUAAAUCAUGUCCGGUGAGUCUUAGAAUUUGCAAUGGUGGGAAGACUUUGUAUGCUUGUAUUACAAGAGGCUGGCAUGAUUUCUUUUCAAGCAACAAGCUAAAUGUAGGAGAUGUUUGCAUCUUCCAACUUGAUAGUGCAAAAAGCGACUCAAAUUCUAUUUCCAUCGAUGUUCGUGUUGUGUAGGCUGCAGACUUUUCUUUUAUAUUUAUUCUUUUGAAUUUUUACCUUGUAAACUUAUUUCACUAGGUAUAGGUUCCUUUUAUAUAUUUAAUUGGCUGAUCAGCAACAAGUUGUACUCGAGCUGCUGCAGAGUAAUUCAGCAGUGUGUUAUUUGUUGAGAAACAAAAAUGCUGAUGAAUAAGAUGCUUCAAGAAAAUAACUUGGAGGCCCUCAUGCUAGUUGACAGGAGAUCUCCUCUGCAGCAGCUCUUAAGGAUAAAAUGUCAAUGGAAUCUAGCAGUAUAGAAACACAGAGGUUUCAACUUCCAUCGUACUUGCUGAGUAGUAGUAUUUUGGCUACAAAAUAUGACCUAUUUAUACCCAUUCGGUCUUCGUUCAUUUGUCUAUAGGAGUAUAUGCCAUGAUAUUUUUGUACUGUUUGGGACGUGGUGUAUUUCUUGGGGCUUCUGCAAUUAACAUAACAAUGGUAGUUUUCGUAAUUUUGGUUCCUAUCAUAAGAAAAAGAAAAGUUAU
Molecule: messenger RNA, 1577 nt
Organism: Capsicum annuum
Lineage: Eukaryota; Viridiplantae; Streptophyta; Magnoliopsida; Solanales; Solanaceae
Product: B3 domain-containing protein REM9
Exons: 4
Coding region: 310-1068 (252 amino acids)
Molecular function (GO): DNA binding
Source: RefSeq, a predicted model, not a curated record